This is a messenger RNA of Alligator mississippiensis (American alligator), 6263 nucleotides long. It is a transcript of the gene ADCY5, whose product is annotated as adenylate cyclase 5. The record is from RefSeq and is a predicted model, not a curated record. Gene Ontology annotation, biological process: adenylate cyclase-activating G protein-coupled receptor signaling pathway; intracellular signal transduction; cAMP biosynthetic process. Gene Ontology annotation, molecular function: adenylate cyclase activity. Lineage: Eukaryota; Metazoa; Chordata; Crocodylia; Alligatoridae. Bases 247 to 3891 code for a protein of 1214 amino acids. Gene Ontology annotation, cellular component: plasma membrane. The transcript has 21 exons.
GGGGGCCCGCCCGGUUCCCGGCGGCGGCGAUGCCGGGUGGUCCGCGCGCCUGCGGCGAGGCAGGGCGGCGGGCCCCGGGCGGCGCGCGGAGCCGGGGCCGGUCCUCGACGCUCGGCAGCCGCUCGCCCCCGUGGCCGCGGGGCUAGAGCCGGCCGCUGCCCGCGCGCCUGAGGGGGGAGGCUGCGACGCCCCCGCGGCCAUGGCCGCGGCCCCCGGGCCCUCCCGCGCCUGAGGGGGUGCUGGGGCAUGUCCCGCUCCAACAGCGUGAGCCCCCCGGGCUUCGGGGCUCCCGCGCCCUGGGAGCCGCACCGCUCGGCCUGGGGCGAAGCCGAGUCCCGGGCCAAUGGCUACUCCUACCCGCCGCCGCCCGGCCGGGCCUCGGGCAAGAAGGCGUCGCGCCGGUGGCGGAGCGAGGACGACUACGAGCCCCCGCCCGGCAGGACCCGCGAGGGCGGCGGCAGGAUGACGAGCGUGCGGUCCAAGUCGGCGUGGCAGGACCACGGGCCCCAGAGCCGCCGGCACCGCCCGCCGCGACACCCGUCCAGCGGGGACGGCGCCGCCGCCGCCAGCCCCCGGCGUUUCGGGGAGCAGGGCGAGGUGCGGCCUCGCUCGGUGGAGCUGGGGCUGGAGGAUCGGCGCGGCAAGGCCAAGGCGGAGGAGCUGGAGGAGGACGAAGAGGAGGAGGACGACGACGGGGACUCGGACGCGGCGGCGUUCUCCGUGGGCGGCUGCUGCGGCGGCCUGCUGCAGAUCUUCAGGUCGAAGAAGUUCCAGUCGGAGAAGCUGGAGCGCCUCUACCAGCGCUACUUCUUCCGGCUCAACCAGAGCAGCCUCACCAUGCUCAUGGCGGUGCUGGUGCUGGUGUGCGUGGUCAUGCUGAUCUUCCACGCGGUCUACGGACACUACGAGGUACCCUACGUGGCGGUGCUGUCCACCGCCAUCCUGCUCAUGGUGGUGCUGUGUGCCGUGUGCAACCGCAAUGACUUCCACCAGGACCACAUGUGGCUCGUGUGCUACUCGGUCAUCCUGGUGAUCUUGGCCGUGCAGGUCGUGGGCGUGCUGCUGGUGUGGCCCAGGAGUGCCUCCGAGGGCAUCUGGUGGACGGUCUUCUUCAUCUACAGCAUCUACACGCUGCUGCCCGUCAGGAUGCGGGCGGCGGUCAUCAGCGGCGUGGUCCUCUCCGCCAUCCACCUGGCGAUCUCCCUCAAGAUCAACGCCGAAGACAAGUUCCUGUUAAAGCAGCUUGUCUCCAAUGUUCUCAUCUUCUCCUGCACAAACAUCGUAGGUGUGUGCACCCAUUACCCAGCAGAGGUGUCCCAAAGGCAAGCCUUCCAGGAGACCAGAGAGUGCAUACAGGCCAGGUUGCAUUCUCAGAGGGAGAACCAGCAGCAGGAGCGUCUCCUGCUCUCCGUACUUCCUCGUCACGUUGCCAUGGAGAUGAAAGCUGACAUUAACGCCAAACAGGAGGAUAUGAUGUUUCAUAAGAUCUACAUCCAGAAGCACGACAAUGUCAGCAUUCUCUUUGCGGACAUAGAGGGUUUCACCAGUCUGGCCUCCCAGUGCACAGCUCAGGAACUGGUCAUGACGCUGAAUGAGCUUUUUGCCAGAUUUGAUAAGCUUGCAGCUGAGAAUCACUGUUUACGUAUAAAAAUCCUGGGCGAUUGUUAUUACUGUGUGUCUGGGCUGCCAGAAGCAAGACCUGACCAUGCACAUUGCUGUGUUGAAAUGGGGAUGGAUAUGAUAGAGGCAAUCUCAUUGGUCCGGGAGGUGACAGGAGUCAAUGUGAAUAUGAGGGUUGGGAUCCACAGUGGGAGAGUUCACUGUGGGGUCUUGGGCCUCCGGAAAUGGCAAUUUGAUGUGUGGUCUAAUGAUGUCACACUAGCCAAUCACAUGGAAGCAGGAGGCAAAGCCGGGCGAAUCCAUAUAACAAAAGCAACUUUGAAUUAUCUCAAUGGAGACUACGAGGUGGAGCUGGGUUUUGGAGGGGAACGCAACGCUUACCUCAAGGAACAUAGUAUUGAGACCUUCCUGAUUGUACGGUGCAGCCAGAAACGGAAAGAUGAGAAAGCGACGAUUGCCAAGAUGAACCGACAGCGCGCGAAUUCCAUCAGUCACAACCCACCACCCUGGGGAGUAGAUCGUUCUUUUUACAGCCAUCUCGGUGCUCAUCAAGUUUCCAAGGAGAUGAAGAGAAUGGGUUUUGAAGAUCCCAAGGACAAGAAUACCCAAGAAAGCAUGAACGCCGAAGAUGAGGUGGAUGAGUUUCUGGGCCGUGCAAUUGAUGCCAGAAGUAUUGAUCGGUUACGCUCUGAGCACGUGCGCAAAUUCCUCCUAACAUUCAGGGAGCCUGACUUAGAGAAGAAGUAUUCCAAGCAGGUGGAUGACAGAUUCGGAGCCUAUGUGGCUUGUGCCUCCUUAGUCUUCCUCUUCAUCUGCUUUGUUCAGAUCACAAUCGUGCCACACUCUGCGUUUAUGCUGGGUUUUUACCUGACCUGUUUUUUGAUCCUGACCACAGUGGUGUUUGUUUCGGUCAUUUAUUCCUGUGUAAAGCUGUUCCCAGCUCCACUCCAGACUCUCUCAAGGAAGAUUGUUCAGUCCAGGACCAACAGCACCUUAGUCGGGGUCUGUGCCAUUAUUUUGGUAUUUCUGUCAGCGUUCGUCAACAUGUUCAUGUGCAACACCGUGGAUCUCAUCAGCUGUGUGGCCACCGAGUACAAUGUCACACCAAACCACGUGAACGUCUGCCUCAUCAGCAACUCAUCUUUCAACUUCAGCCUGGGCACCUUGCAGGGAUUUUGUGAUGGCUCCCUGCCCAACUGCAACUUCCCUGAGUAUUUUACCUACAGUGUCUUACUGAGUCUCCUGGCCUGCUCUGUGUUCCUUCAGAUCAGCUGCAUCGGGAAACUGAUCCUCAUGCUAAUCAUUGAAUUUAUCUACGUUCUCAUUGUGGAGGUUCCCGGGGUGAACCUCUUCGACAAUGCCGAUCUUCUGGUCACUGCGAAUGCCUAUGUGUCCUCGAAUGCAACGUCGUCAUGCUCUCCAGCAAUGGUGAGAGUGGCGAUGAAGAUCGUGACCCCGGUCGUCAUAACUGUGUUCGUCUUGGCGUUAUAUCUGCAUGCCCAGCAGGUGGAAUCCACAGCAAGGCUCGACUUCCUGUGGAAACUUCAGGCCACUGAAGAGAAAGAGGAAAUGGAGGAGCUGCAGGCCUACAACAGACGCCUCCUCCACAAUAUCUUGCCAAAGGACGUGGCAGCCCAUUUCCUGGCGCAGGAGCGGCGAAACGAUGAGCUCUAUUACCAGUCCUGCGAGUGCGUGGCCGUCAUGUUCGCCUCCAUCAGCAACUUCUCGGAGUUCUACGUGGAGCUGGAGGCCAACAACGAAGGGGUGGAGUGUCUGCGGCUCCUCAACGAAAUCAUUGCGGACUUUGAUGAAAUAAUAAGUGAGGACCAGUUCCGACAGCUGGAGAAGAUCAAAACCAUUGGCAGUACGUACAUGGCUGCUUCAGGCCUCAAUGACUCCACCUACGACAAGGUGGGGAAAUCGCACAUCAAGGCUCUGGCUGACUUUGCCAUGAGGUUAAUGGACCAAAUGAAGUACAUUAAUGAGCAUUCGUUCAACAACUUUCAGAUGAAAAUAGGUCUCAACAUUGGCCCGGUGGUAGCUGGGGUGAUAGGAGCACGCAAACCUCAGUACGACAUCUGGGGGAACACGGUGAACGUAGCCAGCCGAAUGGACAGCACAGGUGUGCCUGACAGGAUUCAGGUAACCACAGACCUGUACCAGGUUUUAGCAGCCAACAACUAUCAGCUGGAAUGCCGAGGGGUCAUUAAGGUCAAAGGGAAAGGAGAAAUGACCACCUAUUUCCUUAAUGAAGGGCCACCAAUCAGUUAGCAGCAGCUGUGACAUGACUUUAAAAAGGGGAUUUGCCGCAAAAUUGAGCACGACUCGCUGAAGAAUUACUUUGUUAGCAGUGGACCUAAAAACACAGGGCAGCUGAUUAUUCUUUUUUUUUUUUCACACAAUGACUUGAGAGCUGGAGUUUGCCUGCGCACCACGCAAGGCAGCAGGAGCAGAAGCAAACGCUGGGGACGCGGAAGCGCUGAACUGACCAAAGAAGGACUGCACGGAUGAGACAGGAAUUCAAGAUUGUGAAAUGAGGCUGCUACGCAGGACAUGAGAAGAUAUUUAAGUAUUUAUUGACACUACACAGAAUUGUACUUGGUUGGAGGAAUGUAUGAUUCACUACAAAGCAUUAUUUUGGAAAGGUUUUGCACCCCACCCAUUUCCAUCCCAUACUGUCAGCUAUUUGAAGUGUACUGGUCUUUUAUCAGCUGUUUUGAAUGGGCUUUUCAAACGACACGUGAUACCCACUGUUGCUACACACAAAAGGCCAUUUUGAACGGCGUUGGUAGCGUUCUUGGUUUGAAAAGAGACCUCAUCGUCUAGCAACUGUCCCUCCGUCCUCUUACGUGGCUUAGAGACGUCACCAAAAGGAAGGGGAAGCUCGAGAUGAGGACACGUGGCUCUAUCGACCUGUUAAUGAAAUCAAAAAGUCUUCUGAGCUCUUCUUCAGUUUAUAUCAAUUUACAUAAGAAAGACUAAGAGGUAAACGAGAGACGGUUUGGCGCGGGGGGGAGGGAACCCUGAUACCUGUCCUUUCUUUUGUAUCCUUUAUUUUGUAAUAUUGAAAACACGGAGAUCUAACAGAUAUACCAAAUGCUAUAUUUUGUAAAUUAUAUAUAUUAGGCUGUCCACACCAGGGUGUGUUGGGAUGUGUAAAUAACGUGUAGAAACGUAUAACAUUAUUUUCUGAACACAGACUUGGCAGUUUUCAGAUUAGUAGUAUACAAUCAAACAACGGCGGAUGAGGUUCCAGGCUGACUCGGAAGCAUUUUUGAGAGAAAAUUAAGAAAAACCUACAACCCUAAUGAAGAGGAAAAUAUCCAAGUACAAUAAACAAUACAAAUCCUUGUUCAGUGCAGCAUUCAUAAUGAAGUUGGGGCGAAAGAGUGCAGUGAUUGGAAAUAAAGUGCAUGAUAAGUGCCAGUCAGGAGUGGUAGGAAGUCUGACGCAAAGGAACAAAAAUCAGAUCAUUUUAACUUUUUCUUCUAUUUUUUUGUCAUAGCAGCUAUUAACAGACUCCUGUCAAGGGGUGGCUAAAAGACUGCAACUGCCAUUGGACAUCAGAGACUGUGUACUGCAUUGCUGGGUUGACUACCUUGUAGUAGACACUUAAUUGAAUUGGUGACUCAUGUUUAUUUUCAAUUUUAAGAGUUAAGGGAUUUUAUCUUUUAGAAAUGAGAUUAUAAUGGAUAAUUUGUGUGUGGAUUCAGGAGACCUUUAAAUAUAGUGACACAGAUAUUGUGUUCGACAUCCCCCUGUCAUAAGAGGGGUAUAUGAAUAAUCAUUGUUAUGAUUUAUGUACCUUUUUUAACUAUUAAAAGAAAAAAACCCUGGCUAUUUUAUUAAAAAAAAAAGGAGAAAAGCACUUAAAAAACUGUAUUUUUUAUAUUCUACUAGGGGAGAGUUUUGCUAUUGAAUUUGGCUCUCACUAAAAUGACUCAAAUGUUUUGACACUGAAUAAAGUUCUUUUCAACUCUUCUCAGGGGAAAAUUAUUGUAGUACUAACAACUUAAUGAUUGCACUAUGGUGGUGAUUUAUAAAGUAGGGACUUCAUCUUAUUUUUCCUACUUUACAUCAAGAAUAGGUUCAAAUCCAUGAGCCUGUCCCUAAUUAAUUUGCCAUUUUGCUCAGCGUGUAGCAUCAAGCCAUUUAAACUUGAGCUUAAAUGGCACCUCCCCGUUCCUUCCCCUUCCACUAGGAAACAUUCUUGAAAAGUAUAGUAUAUCGACUCCUGUAAAACUGCCAAGUCUGCCCUUGUACUAUACUUUUGCUCCUUUACGUUCUUUCUGAUUUGCAAAAUACUUUUAAUUCCAUUGCACUAUUAUGCCUUCCUUCCCCUCCCACCCUCCCGUCACUCACCGAGUUUCAUUAACUUCACUACCUACAUUCAUUUUAGGUUUGCUUUCUACUUUACAAAGUCUGUAUUUCGAUCGGUUCGCUGAUCCACUUUUAUGCAGCUGUGUUUGAUAUUUCAAGUCCCAAGUAUCUCUGGCUGUGGUUGUUGACAGUGUGUCAUGAUCAUUUCAAGGGGUAUACAUACACUCGAUUCUGGAUCUUGCAAAAAUUGAAACAGUUAUGAUUUCCCAUGGAAAUUGAAAUCUAUUUAAGUAAUUUAACUACAUUAAACACUGUUUCACUGG